Molecule: messenger RNA, 749 nt
Organism: Pocillopora verrucosa
Lineage: Eukaryota; Metazoa; Cnidaria; Anthozoa; Scleractinia; Pocilloporidae
Cellular component (GO): membrane
Source: RefSeq, a predicted model, not a curated record
UUUGGCUAACAAUUAAACGUGUCGGAAAUAUAUUAAACUAGACAUGGCGUUCAGUCGGCUAGAAUUGAAAAUCAUUUCGAUUAUUCAGCUGGUAAUGUCAGUUAUCCUUUUUGCACUCGGCAUCGUGGAUCACUUUGAAGUACGUUACACAUACCUCAGCCAUUUGUUGAUGCCAUGCUGGAUAGCAGCUCUUGUAUUGCCAUCGGGCAUCAUGGGAUUGAUUCUGGCAGUCAGGGUCAGACGCUCCCCGAUUCUGAUAAAUUGGCUCACUUCAAUUAGUAUUGCCUCUGUUGUGGUUUCUGCGGUGGUACUUGAAGCGUAUUCGUGGGCUCUGAGAACUUUAUUGGGUUUCAAAUAUGACAAAUACGAUGGUUCAAACUACAGCAAUGCACCGAGUUUCCCCUACAUUUGGGCUAAAGACGCAAAAAUCAAGUUUGAAGACCAGGAAAACACCAUGAUAGCCAUACAUGCCUUGAUUGUCAUAUUUACCAUCUGUGAGAUCAUUCUCGCCGUGGCAACUGCUCGGAGCAGUGAAACUGGGCGUCAGUCGCCGCAGGAAAAUCAGUCUGGCUAUCCAUAUCAUCAUAUCGAAAGUGGACAAGUACCGAUCCAACUGCAGGCUUUUCCAACACAAGCUAUGAUGACCAUUCCGAUCUCUGGAGUCGACUAUAGGAAUAGUGGCCUCCAGCAGCGCAUGUAGCCACUGAAUGUUCGUUUGCUUGUUCAGUGGUGUUUUUCGGAAAUAUCAU